This is a messenger RNA of Ipomoea nil (Japanese morning glory), 796 nucleotides long. RefSeq lists its product as uncharacterized. Lineage: Eukaryota; Viridiplantae; Streptophyta; Magnoliopsida; Solanales; Convolvulaceae. Bases 1 to 753 code for a protein of 250 amino acids. The transcript is spliced from 2 exons. The record is from RefSeq and is a predicted model, not a curated record.
AUGAGUUCAAAUCGUCAUUGGAUGUAUACACGUAUUAGAAAUGGUCUUCUCACCGAAGAGUUUUUGGCUGGUCUUGAAACUUUCAUCCAAUUUGCUACUAGUCAACAUAGUUGGAUGGACGGGGAAAGAAUUAAGUGUCCAUGUAAUCAACGCAAGUGUCAAAACACCAAGUAUUUAGAUGUGCCUACCGUGAAAUACCACUUAGCAAAAUAUGGAUUUGUGUCAGACUACUAUGUUUGGCGCUUCCAUGGCGAGUACAAUGUCAAUUUAGAUGUUGAUCAAGACGUUGGUGGCCCAUCUCAAGUGGCUAGUGAAGAAGCAUCUAAUGCUUACCACACAAUGGUUAUGGAUGCUGCUGGUCCUGAAUUUAAUGUGGAUGAAAUAGAAGAAUCUCCAAAUCCUGAGGCCCAAAAGUUUUAUGACAUGCUGAAAGCUGCAGAUCAAGAGUUGUGGCCUGGGAGUAACAAACACUCGCAGUUGUCUCUUGUAGCUCGACUUAUGAGCUUGAAAUCAGAGAAUCACAUAUCAGAAAAAUGCUUCAAUCAAUUCACUGAACUUUUGAAAGAAGUUGUUCCGGAGGAUAAUCUAGUUCCUGACAACUUCUACGAAACCAAAAGGCUAUUACGGGGUAUGGGAUUGCCGGUUCAGAAGAUUGAUUGUUGCAAGAACAACUGCAUGAUAUAUUGGGAGUCAGAUAUAGAUAUGACAACUAUCCGGGUCGAGCAUUUGGUAAAGCAAAAGCGAGAUAUAUGACAGAUGAAGAGUAUAAAGCUGCUCAAACCUAUGUGUUAUUAAA